This is a messenger RNA of Williopsis jadinii, 405 nucleotides long. RefSeq lists its product as uncharacterized. NCBI's taxonomy places the organism in Eukaryota, Fungi, Ascomycota, Saccharomycetes, Phaffomycetales, Wickerhamomycetaceae. The transcript is spliced from 2 exons. Bases 1 to 405 code for a protein of 134 amino acids. The record is from RefSeq and is a predicted model, not a curated record.
AUGUUGUACACACAGGAGCAGAAGGAUAGGCUGAUAUACCGUUUUAAGAUGCAGUGUUCGAAGAGAAGAGAGGCGCUCGUGAAAGACCAACAGAGGAUGUGCACGAUCUUUGAGGCGAAGGUUCAGAGACGGUUAGCAGCAGUGCCGAAGAAGUUUUCCCACUUGAAGAUCAAGGACGUGUUGGCUGUGGAAAGGGAUCACAAGAUUAAGAUUUACGAAUUGCUCAGUGAUGUUAGUGGCCUGUACCGUUCUAGCACGACGAACAGCCAGAAUAGCGUGUCAGACGCACUGUUGAGAGAGGAAGUUGCAAAGAUGAAGCAGAAGCAGGACGAAGGUCUUCGAUUGUUACAGAAGAGGAAAGAGAGCAUGCUGCAGGGACGUGUAACUAAGCCAAAGCAUAAGUGA